Molecule: messenger RNA, 1059 nt
Organism: Saccostrea cuccullata (small rock oyster)
Lineage: Eukaryota; Metazoa; Mollusca; Bivalvia; Ostreida; Ostreidae
Exons: 1
Coding region: 1-1059 (352 amino acids)
Source: RefSeq, a predicted model, not a curated record
AUGUUACAGCCCGAUUCCUGUGGGUGUGGGAUGAACAAUUUACAAUUGUUUCAAGUCCCUCCGACUAAUAUUGCUUUAGAAGACUCGAAAUGGGAAGAAUAUUACCCCAUUUCCAGUACUUUAGAUUCCGACACCGCUCCCAUCGAAUUUGAAAUUAAAGGACAAGGAGAUCACUAUCUGGAUUUAUCUCAAACUUAUCUUCAAAUGGUAUGUAAAUUUACCAAAGACGAUGGAAGUAAUCUGACUGGGGCGAACAGCACUUCCAGUCCCGUGAAUAAUAUCUUACAUUCCAUGUUUACGGAAAUCGAUGUCAGUCUGAUUGGAAAAAUAGUGACUCCAGGGACGGAUACCUAUCCUUACAAAGCUUAUCUGGAGAAAUUAUUGUCUUACCGACCCAGAACUUUAAAGACACAGACGAGGGCCUGUAGUCUGUGGGAAAAAGAUACAGCAGGACACAUGGACGAAGUGGGAAUAGAGGACCUUGGUGUAGCUCAAAAUAAAACCUUUGAUGUAACUAAAGGUUCAAGUAAAGAUACAGUGACCAUUAACGAACCCAUCCUCACAGCGUUACCGGCCAAUUCUAAAAACGAAGGAUUCCGAAAAAGACACCAAGCUAUUGCUGACAGUAAGAAAAUCAGUUUGCUGGAUACUUUACAUUUAGAUUUGUUUCAACAAGAUCGAUUUCUACCUAAUGGAGUGGACGUCCAUUUGCGAUUUAAUCGAGCUAGACCCUCUUUCUACAUGAUGAUCAAAGGAGGAAGUACAGGAAAAGUGAAAAUAUUGAGUAUGAUCUUGUGGGUGAGAAAAGUCAAACCCACAGCAGUCAUGAUGAAUACCAUUAAUCAGAGUUUGAAUACCCACAGAGCCAAAUAUCCCUUGAGAAGAGUGGAAGUGAAAACCUUUACCAUCCCCAUAGGGACCCAGUCUAAGAUUACAGAUCAUCUGUUUCAAGGCCAGAUGCCUAAACGUCUCAUUUUAGGCUUUGUGGAGAAUGCGGCCUUCAACGGAGAUAAAAUAAAAAUCCCUUUCAUUUCCAAAACUUUGGGAUCAAGAAAUUAG